This is a messenger RNA of Lotus japonicus, 2639 nucleotides long. RefSeq names its product DNA mismatch repair protein MLH1. The record is from RefSeq and is a predicted model, not a curated record. The transcript has 16 exons. Lineage: Eukaryota; Viridiplantae; Streptophyta; Magnoliopsida; Fabales; Fabaceae. Gene Ontology annotation, cellular component: MutLalpha complex. Bases 87 to 2273 code for a protein of 728 amino acids. Gene Ontology annotation, biological process: mismatch repair. Gene Ontology annotation, molecular function: ATP hydrolysis activity; mismatched DNA binding; ATP binding.
GCGGGAGAGUGUGUUAAAGGAGUGAGAAGACCUUAAUUAGCAGUUGGUCAGUCAGUACACUGUAGGCGGAAGAAGGACCCGGGAUUAUGGAAGAGCGCGCCAGUGGGAGCGAGAAGGAAAUGGAACCACCCAAAAUCCAGCGCCUGAGCGAGUCGGUGGUGAACCGAAUCGCCGCCGGCGAGGUCAUCCAACGCCCAGUCUCCGCCGUCAAGGAGCUCUUGGAGAACAGCCUCGACGCCGGCUCCACCUCCAUCAACCUCCUCAUCAAAGACGGUGGUCUCAAACUCAUCCAAGUCUCCGACGACGGCCACGGAGUUCGAUUCGAGGAUCUUCCGAUACUGUGCGAGCGCCACACGACAUCGAAGCUGUCUGCGUUUGAGGAUUUGCAGAGCAUCAAGUCCAUGGGGUUUAGGGGAGAAGCUCUCGCCAGCAUGACCUAUGUCGGCCACGUUACUGUCACCACCAUCACCAAAGGCAAAUUGCACGGUUACAGGGUAUCCUAUAGAGAUGGUGUCAUGGAGCAUGAACCCAAGCCAUGUGCUGCUGUGAAAGGAACACAGAUAAUGGUUGAGAAUCUAUUCUAUAACAUGGCGGCGAGGAGGAAGACGCUGCAAAGUUCCUCUGAUGAUUACUCAAAGAUUGUGGACUUGGUGAGCCGGUUUGCUAUUCAUCAUACCAAUGUUGGUUUCUCUUGCAGAAAGCAUGGAGCUGUGAAAGCGGAUGUUCACACAGUUUCCACAUCUUCGAGGCUUGAUGCCAUCAGAUCAGUUUAUGGGGUCUCAGUUGCUCGCAAUCUGGUUGAAAUUGAAGCUUCAGACAAUGAUCCAUCUACUUCAUGUUUUGAGAUGCAUGGUUAUAUAUCCAAUGCAAAUCAUGCAGCCAAGAAAAUUACAAUGGUGCUUUUCAUCAAUGAUAGAUUGGUUGAGUGGUCUGCAUUGAAGAGAGCUGUUGAAAUUGUUUAUGCAGCAACAUUACCCAAAGCAUCUAAACCCUUUAUAUAUAUUUCAAUUGUUUUACCGCCUGAGAAUAUUGAUGUAAAUGUGCAUCCGACAAAGAGAGAGGUUAGUGUUUUAAAUCAGGAAGUUAUCAUUGAGAAGAUACAGUCGGUGGUUGAAUCAACAAUGAGGAGUUCCAAUGAGGCACGGACAUUUCAAGAACAAACAGCUGGGCAAUCUUCAUUGUCUCUUAUUAAUGCAAGCAAGGAGGUUAAACAUAGCCCUACACCAACGGGCUCAAGAUCACAGAAAGUACCAGUUCAUAAAUUGGUUAGAACAGAUUCAUUAGAUCCUGCAGGAAGAUUACAUGCCUACAUGCAAACUAUGCCUGAUAGCAAUCUUGAGAAGAAUAUUAAUUUGAAUGCAGUAAGGUCCUCAGUUAGACAAAGAAGGAACCCAAAAGAUUCUACGAAACUCACCAGCCUUGACCAACUUCGUGAUGAGAUCAAUAGCAAUUGUGACCCUGGCAUGAUGGACAUUGUAAGGCAUUGCACAUAUGUUGGAAUGGCAGAUGAUAUUUUCGCUUUGCUUCAGCACAAUACUCAUCUUUAUCUUGCGAAUGUUGUAAACUUGAGCAAAGAGCUUAUGUAUCAGCAAGUUCUGAGCCGUUUUGCCCAUUUCAACGCCAUUCAACUUAGUGAUCCAGUCCCCUUGAAAGACUUGAUAAUAUUGGCACUUAAGGAAGAGGAUUUAGAUUCAGAAUGUAAUGAUGAUGACGAAUUUAAGGAGAAGAUUGCAGAAAUGAACACAGAACUGCUGAAACAGAAGGUUGAAAUGCUGGAGGAGUAUUUUGGCAUUCAUAUUGAUGAACAUGGAAAUAUCUCUAGACUUCCGGUGAUACUUGACCAAUAUACUCCUGACAUGGAUCGCAUCCCUGAGUUUGCGCUUAGUUUAGGCAAUGAUGUUGAUUGGGAAGAUGAGAAAAACUGUAUUCAAGCCGUUUCAGCUGCUCUGGGAAAUUUUUAUGCUAUGCAUCCACCUAUGUUGCCUAAUCCAUCUGGUGAGGGCUUGUCUUUUUACAAGAAGAGAAAACUGAUUGACAGUUGUGCUGAGGAGAAUACUUGUGAUAUUACAGGGAAUGAUGUUGAUGAUCAAGUUGAGCAUGAAUUGCUUUCUGAAGCUGAGACAGCUUGGGCCCAGCGUGAAUGGUCAAUACAGCAUGUGCUUUUUCCAUCCAUGAGACUUUUUUUCAAACCACCUGUUUCUAUGGCUAGCAAUGGAACCAUUGUUCAGGUGGCUUCAUUGGAUAAACUUUACAAGAUUUUUGAAAGAUGCUAGGAACCAUAUGGAUUAUGGGAGCCACAUGAAUUUUGCAUGCUGUCUGGGAUUUUUGGUUUGGGAUUAAUGUUGCUCAAUGCUGCAUCGUCUAUUGUGAAUAUGAAUUAGAAAAGGAUCAUUCCAAGGGUUGUAGUCCUGCAAUUUCUUCUCAAGAAAGGUUUGCGAAAAAAGAAUGCAAGCUUAGUUGUGCCAUUUACCGGGCCAGAGGAGAAUUUUCAGAACAAGUUUGUUCUCUGUUUUGAGAAGUCUGCUUAUCUAUUAUAGCUGUACGAGGAAAAACUGACAAUGUUAUGCCAUUGACCAAAUAUGUAUCUCCUGAAGUUUCUUUUGUAAUCUAGCCUCACAUGUCCCCUUCUUUGAUUUUGA